This is a messenger RNA of Staurois parvus, 323 nucleotides long. NCBI's taxonomy places the organism in Eukaryota, Metazoa, Chordata, Amphibia, Anura, Ranidae. The record is from the annotation of a GenBank genome assembly.
ACGACUCGGUGCCCGCAGUCUUGCCAGAUGACUCGGUGCCCGCAGUCUUGCCAGACGACUCGGUACCCGCAGUCUUGCCAGGCGACUCGAUGGCCAGGUGCCUGCCACUCCGCCUGGGGGCCCGGUGCCUGCUGCUCCGCCUGGUGGCCAGGUGCCUGCUGCUCCGCCUGGUGGCCCGGUGCCUGCUGCUCCGCCUGGUGGCCCGGUGCCUGCUGCCCUGCCUGGUGGCCCGGUGCCCGCUGCUCCGCCUGGUGGCCCGGUGCCCGCUGCUCCGCCUGGUGAUCCGGCAUCCAGCCUGAUGUGCCUCCGUCCGGUGCCCAGCC